CUCAUAGUUAUAAAUAAACACACACCUUGUGGCUAUAAGUUUAACUGCCAUGAUUGCCUGCUCCGCGACAUCCCCACCACCACAGCUUGGUUCAUGGUCGGCACAAGCACCUUCUCCCCGCCCUCGACCGGGUCGACUCUUGCUGAACUCACCAGGAACAACACUUUGUCUUCUCUGCUCCAUAGAACGAUUGCUCCUUUUCCACUCAAAAUCUCAACCAAGAGUAAUCGCGUUUCUGCCCGCAGCUUACGCAACUCCAAUUCGGAACUGGCCCUCGUUGAGGGACCUUCAUGUAUUUUCGUUGGACCUAUCGAGACGGCAAGUCAAGAAACCCUAGAGGCUCUUUAUCGUCAGGCACGAGAUGCUUAUUACAGUGGGAAACCUUUGAUUGUUGACGACAUGUUUGAUAAAGUAGAGCUUAAACUGCGGUGGUAUGGUUCAAAGUCUGUUAUCAAGUAUCCUCGAUGCAGCCUUAGGCGACAAUUAACAUAUGCAGAUGCUGAGGAAGACCCUUCACAGGUUUUGGCAUUAGCAAGUGUAUGGAUCCUGUUACUUGCAUUUGGCAGCUUGGCUUUUCUUCUACCGACAAUCUACACCGUUGGUCUGGCUUAUCAUGAUGCAUUAAACUCAAGAUUUCCCCUGAUUAGAGAAGCUCCUUCAUUGGAAUUUCUUGCAAUGCUGAAUGGCAUUCUAUUCAUGGCAUUGGGGUCUUUGAUUGGUUAUCCAGUUGCAUCAGCUUCUGUUGGAGCACUUCAGGGCCUCUGGAAAAAUGACUUGGUGGCUUUAAAGGGAGCAUGCCCAAAUUGUGGGGAGGAGGUCUUUGCAUUUGUGAGGGCAGAUCAAUCCAAUCGAGCUCCUCAUAAGGCAGAUUGUCAUGUAUGUGAGUCCUCUCUAGAGUUCCGCACCAAGGUUGAGCAAUCUAUUUCUAGACAUGGCAGACGAUGGGUUUACGGUCGCGUUUACUUGGUCCGACAAGGAGGUUCAAAUCGUGGUCAAAGAUGGUGGUAAAUGAUUUGAUGGCACAGCCGUUAUUCACUUGGCGUGCUAUUCUCAAUGAUCAUCAUGUAUAGUUGCUUCAUUCUUUCAUCUUGGUUGCCAUGAGACUGUAAUCUUAACAGACAAAUAAACGUUAAGUUUUAGUCAUUCAGCAAUUUCACAUUGGGGUUCUACAGUAGAACAUUUGCUCGAGGACAUGAGCUAAGUUUUUUUUUGUACCAAUGGAAUAUUGCUUUCGCUGAUAGAUCACUUGGUUUACUGGGUAUUA
Messenger RNA from Nelumbo nucifera (sacred lotus), 1264 nucleotides. Its product is annotated as PGR5-like A protein. NCBI's taxonomy places the organism in Eukaryota, Viridiplantae, Streptophyta, Magnoliopsida, Proteales, Nelumbonaceae. The record is from RefSeq and is a predicted model, not a curated record. Gene Ontology annotation, cellular component: chloroplast thylakoid membrane. Gene Ontology annotation, biological process: photosynthetic electron transport in photosystem I. Gene Ontology annotation, molecular function: oxidoreductase activity, acting on iron-sulfur proteins as donors.